Molecule: messenger RNA, 4862 nt
Organism: Siniperca chuatsi (mandarin fish)
Lineage: Eukaryota; Metazoa; Chordata; Actinopteri; Centrarchiformes; Sinipercidae
Product: NACHT, LRR and PYD domains-containing protein 12-like
Exons: 14
Coding region: 436-4536 (1366 amino acids)
Molecular function (GO): protein binding
Source: RefSeq, a predicted model, not a curated record
UGAUGGGGAAAUGAUGUGAUGUUAAUCUCAGCUGUUGCUGUGAAAUAAUCAGCUGUAGCUUGUUGCAUCGAGUCCUUUUCUACAGGGACUCUGUAGACGGAGAGGUUCUGUCAGACCACAUCAGUCCACCUCAGCCCCUCUGUGUGUCAGUGAAGGUAAAUCUGCACUUCACUGCAGCUUCAUGACGCCAUCUAGUGGCCUGAUAGUAGAAGUCCAGCAGCUGAUGGCAGCUUCCUCUGCCUCACUGCUGUCUGACUGCAUUCAGCUGACACUGAUAUGAAACAGAAAGUAACAGCCAAUCACUGGAGGAGCAGCUGAUCUUCUUACAGGAGAAAUGAUGGAAAGGAGGAUUUCAGUUGAUGUGCAGAUGAAGGAUUUGUGUUUCCUCUCCAGAUCAAAGUGUGUGUGAGCUGAUGUGGAUGUGAGUUCAGCAGCAUGAAUCAGUGUGAGGACAGAGAGGAGGGAGCCCCUCCCUCUAAAACCAGUCUGUGUGGGGAACAUGGCAGCCAGACCAGAGCUCAGAGGCCAGAGCAGCAGAGACCAGACUCUGCUGGACCUGGACCUGGACCUGAACCUGAGCCCAGCUGUGUGUCCUUCAAGAGUGACCAGUCAAAGGAUUUUUUUACUGAGUUUAAACGAGCGCAUUUAUCUGACAGACAGAUCCAUCAGAGACCAGACUCUGCUGGACCUGGACCUGGACCUGAACCUGAGCCCAGCUGUGUGUCCUUCAAGAGUGACCGGUCAAAUCUUCGCCUCAUUGAUUUUAAAGGACGACAACCCUCUGCUGCAAAGAGAGUCGACCAGGAGAGCUCAGAGGUUCCCAGUGGUCAGUCUGCCCAGCAGCAUCAAACACACCUGGACUCCAUAUUUAUGCUGCUGGAGGAGAACAUUGUCACUUUUGUGAAGAACGAGCUGAAGAAGAUCCAGAAGGUUCUGAGUUCAGAUUACCCAGAAUGCUUAGAGAGUCAGUGGGAAGAAGAGGAGGUGUUGGUUGAUGAGGAGGAAGAGCAGAGGAGGAGCAGCAGAGAGGCAUUUCUGAAGAUCACACUGCACUUCCUGAGGAGAAUGAAGCAGGAGGAGCUGGCUGACUGUCUGCAGAUCAGAAGUCAUUCUGCAGUUUGUCAGCAUAAACUUAAAUCUAACCUGAAGAAGAAGUUCCAGUGUGUGUUUGAGGGGAUCGCUAAAGCAGGAAACCCAACCCUUCUGAACCAGAUCUACACAGAGCUCUACAUCACAGAGGAAGGGACUGCAGAGGUCAAUGAUGAACAUGAGGUCAGACAGAUUGAAACAGCAUCCAGGAAACCAGACAGACCAGAAACAACAAUCAGACAAGAAGACAUCUUUAAACCCUCACCUGGAAGAGAUGAACCAAUCAGAACAGUGAUGACAAAGGGAGUGGCUGGCAUUGGGAAAACAGUCUUAACACAGAAGUUCACUCUGGACUGGGCUGAAGACAAAGCCAACCAGGACAUACACUUCACAUUUCCAUUCACUUUCAGAGAGCUGAAUGUGCUGAAAGAGGAAAAGUACAGCUUGGUGGAACUUGUUCAUCACUUCUUUACUGAAACCAAAGAAGCAGGAAUCUGCAGGUUUGAAGAGUUCCAGGUUGUGUUCAUCUUUGACGGUCUGGAUGAGUGUCGACUUCCUCUGGACUUCCACAACAAUGAGGUCCUGACUGAUGUUACAGAGUCCACCUCAGUGGAUGUGCUGCUGACAAACCUCAUCAGGGGGAACCUGCUUCCCUCUGCUCGCCUCUGGAUAACCACACGACCUGCAGCAGCCAAUCAGAUCCCUCCUGGGUGUGUUGGCAUGGUGACAGAGGUCAGAGGGUUCACUGACUCACAGAAGGAGGAGUACUUCAGGAAGAGAUUCAGAGAUGAGGAGCAGGCCAGCAGAAUCAUUUCCCACAUCAAGACAUCACGAAGCCUCCACAUCAUGUGCCACAUCCCAGUCUUCUGCUGGAUCACUGCUACAGUUCUGGAGGAGGUGUUGAAAACCAGAAAGAGUGGAGUGCUGCCCAAGACCCUGACUGAGAUGUACAUCCACUUCCUGGUGGUUCAGUCCAAACUGAAGAAAAUCAAGUAUGAUGGAGGAGCUGAGACAGAUCCACACUGGAAUAAAAAGAGCAGGAAGAUGAUUAAGUCUCUGGGAAAACUGGCUUUUGAGCAGCUGCAGAAAGGCAACCUGAUCUUCUAUGAAUCAGACCUGACAGAGUGUGGCAUCGAUAUCAGAGCAGCCUCAGUGUACUCAGGAGUGUUCACACAGAUCUUUAGAGAGGAGAGAGGGCUGUACCAGGACAAGGUGUUCUGCUUCGUCCAUCUGAGCGUUCAGGAGUUUCUGGCUGCUUUUCAUGUCCAUCUGACCUUCAUCAGCUCUGGUGUCAAUCUGAUGUCAGAACAACAAUCAACAUCCUGGUGGUCUAAAUUAUUUAAUGACAAACAGAAUCUACACCAGAGUGCUGUGGACAAGGCCUUACAGAGUCCAAAUGGACACCUGGACUUGUUCCUCCGCUUCCUCCUGGGACUUUCACUGCAGACCAAUCAGGCUCUCCUACGAGGCCUGCUGACACAGACAGGAAGUGGCUCAAAAACCAGUCAGGUAACAGUUAAGUACAUCAAGAAGAAGAUCGAAGAGACUCCCUCUGCAGAGAAAAGCAUCAAUCUGUUCCACUGUCUGAAUGAACUGAAUGAUCGUUCUCUAGUGGAGCAGAUCCAAAAGUCCCUGAGUUCAGGAAGUCUCUCCACAGAUAAACUGUCUCCUGCUCAGUGGUCAGCUCUGGUCUUCAUCUUACUGUCAUCAGAAACAGAUCUGGAUGUGUUUGACCUGAAGAAAUACUCUGCUUCAGAGGAGGCUCUUCUGAGGCUGCUGCCAGUGGUCAAAGCCUCCAUUAAAGCUCUACUGAGUUACUGUAACCUCUCAGAGAGAAGCUGUGAAGCUCUGUCUUCGGUUCUCAGCUCCCAGUCCUCUAGUCUGAGAGAGCUGGACCUGAGUAACAACAACCUGCAGGAUUCAGGAGUUAAGCAGCUGUCUGCCGGACUGGAGAGUCCACAUUGUACACUGGAAACUCUCAGACUGAGUGUCUGUAACCUCUCAGAGAGAAGCUGUGUAGCUCUGUCCUCAGUUCUCAGCUCACAGUCCUCUAGUCUGAGAGAGCUGGACCUAAGUAACAAUGACCUCGAUGAUUCAGGAGUGAAGCUGCUGUCUGCUGGACUCGAGAGUCCACACUGUACACUGGAAACUCUCAGACUGAGUUGCUGUAAACUCUCAGAGAAAAGCUAUGAAGCUCUGUCCUCAGUUCUCAGCUCCCAGUCCUCUAGUCUGAGAGAGCUGGACCUGAGUAAAAACGACCUGCAGGAUUCAGGAGUGAAGCUGCUGUCUGCUGGACUGGAGAGUCCACACUGUACACUGGAAACUUUCAGUCUGAGUUGUUGUAAACUCUCAGAGAGAAGCUGUGAAGCUCUGUCCUCAGUUCUCAGCUCCCAGUCCUCUAGUCUGAGAGAACUGGACCUGAGUAACAACGACCUGCAGUAUUCAGGAGUGAAGCAGCUGUCUGCUGGACUGGAGAGUCCACACUGUACACUGGAAACGCUCAGACUGAGUGACUGUAACCUCUCAGAGAGAAGCUGUGAAGCUCUGUCCUCAGUUCUCAGCUCCCAGUCCUCUAGACUGAGAGAGCUGGACCUGAAAAACAACAACUUGCAGGAUUCAGGAGUUAAGCUGCUGUCUGCUGGACUGGAGAGUCCACAUUGUACACUGAAAACUCUCAGGCUGUCAGGCUGUCUGAUCACAGAGGAAGGCUGUGCUUCUCUGGCCUCAGCUCUGAGCUCCAACCCCUCCCAUCUGAGAGAGCUGGACCUGAGCUACAAUCAUCCAGGAGACUCAGGAGUGAAGCUGCUGUCUGCUGGACUGGAGGAUCCACACUGGAGACUGGACACUCUCAGGGUGGAGCCCGGUGGAGUCCGAUGGCUGAGACCAGGUCUGAGGAAGUAUUCCUGUGAACUCACACUCGACACAAACACAGUGAACAGAAAGAUCAAACUGUCUGACGACAACAGGAAGGUGACACGUGUGGAGGAGGAUCAGCCAUAUCCUGAUCAUCCAGACAGGUUUGACUACUGGCCUCAGCUGCUGUGUAGAAAUGGUCUGACUGGUCGCUGUUACUGGGAGGUCGAGUGGAGAGGAGAUGUUGAUAUAUCAGUGAGUUACAGAGGAAUCAGCAGGAGAGGAGGCAGUAAAGACUGUGUGUUUGGAGGGAAUGAUCAGUCCUGGAGUCUGAGCUGCUCUGAUGCUGAUGGUUACUCUGUCUGUCACAAUAACAGAAGAACAUACAUCUCCUCCUCCUCCUCCUCCUCCUCUGUCUCUGACAGAGUAGCAGUGUAUGUGGACUGUCCUGCUGGCACUCUGUCCUUCUACAGAGUCUCCUCUGACACACUGAUCCACCUCCACACCUUCAACACCACAUUCACUGAACCUCUUUAUCCUGGCUUUGGGUUCUGGUCCAGGUCUGGUUCCUCAGUGUCUCUGUGUUCUCUGUAGGAGGGAGAGUCUCCUCCUGUUAAAGAAACACAUCAGUUGAGUCUGUACAGGAUCACAGCUACAGAAAUCUUUCAGGUUAUUGUCAUAAAUUCAUCAAUGAACUCAAAGUGAUUUUCAAAGGUUCCUCAUUUCCACUGUAAACUUGUUCCACUUCCAGUCCUUUAAAGAUGGCCGCUCAUUUCCACUGUAAACUUGUUCCACUUCCAGUCCUUUAAAGAUGGCCGCUCAGAUCAUUAAAUGGUGGAAAUGCUGUUGACUUGUUCCUUCUGUCAUGUGUUGUUUUGAAUUCUGGCUCUUGUUCCAAUAAAAGCAGAAUGUUACUGUGA